AUGUCAAUCCCGAGUCGACGCCUUGGGCCUAAUGGCCCUCAGGUACCUGCUGUUGGACUCGGUCUCAUGAGCAUUGGUGGUAUAUAUGGGUCGGCAGGUUCUCUCGACGAAAAACUUGCCUUCCUGGACCAUGCACAUGCUAUCGGCCAGUACUUCUGGGACACAGCAGAUCUGUAUAGGGAUAGCGAGGAUAUUGUGGGCGAGUGGUUCAAGCGUUCGGGCAAAAGAGAUGACAUAUUUCUAGCCACAAAAUUUGGUGUCCGAAGGAAUGACGAGACAGGACACCUGUUUGCACGUUCCGACCCUGAAUAUGUGCGAAUCGCCUGUGAGAAGAGCCUGAAGCGGCUGGGUGUCGACACUAUUGAUCUAUACUACAGCCAUCGCGUCGAUAGUAUUACACCCAUUGAAAAAACCAUCGAAGCAAUGGUUGAGUUGAAAAACGAGGGCAAGAUACGACAUCUCGGAAUCUCCGAGGUUAGCGCCGCCACCCUUCAUCGAGCGCAUGCGAUUCAUCCUAUCACCGCCCUGCAAAUCGAGUACAGUCCAUUCGCGCUAGAUAUAGAAUCACCAAAGAUCGAUGUUUUAAACACAUGCCGUGAGCUAGGUAUUGCCGUCGUUGCCUACAGCCCGAUCGGCCGUGGCAUUCUGACAGGGCAGAUUCAGUCAUACGAGGACUUGCCCAAGACAGACUUGCGCCACAAUUUGCCGAAAUACUCACCAGAGAAUUUCCCGAAGAUUUUGAACUUGCUGGACGGUCUAAAGGAUGUCGCGAAGACCCACGAUGCGACUCCUGCACAAGUUGCAAUAGCCUGGUUGCUUGCACAGGGACCUGACAUUAUCCCUAUUCCCGGAACAAGGUCUGCAAACAGAAUGGAAGAAAAUAACAGAUCGUCUCUGCUCCAAUUGUCGGACAAGGAGGUGCAAGAUAUUCGGGAGCUAAUUCAAGAGAAUGAAGUCCAUGGUGACCGCUACCUGCCUACAAUGGGCAGAUAUCUUAGCGAGACGCCAGCCCUGACAGCCGCCUGA
Messenger RNA from Penicillium cataractarum, 1026 nucleotides. RefSeq lists its product as uncharacterized. The record is from RefSeq and is a predicted model, not a curated record. The transcript is spliced from 3 exons. NCBI's taxonomy places the organism in Eukaryota, Fungi, Ascomycota, Eurotiomycetes, Eurotiales, Aspergillaceae. Gene Ontology annotation, cellular component: cytoplasm. The coding region runs from base 1 to 1026 and encodes 341 amino acids.